Messenger RNA from Armigeres subalbatus, 2485 nucleotides. Its product is annotated as U3 small nucleolar RNA-associated protein 25 homolog. Lineage: Eukaryota; Metazoa; Arthropoda; Insecta; Diptera; Culicidae. Gene Ontology annotation, biological process: maturation of SSU-rRNA from tricistronic rRNA transcript (SSU-rRNA, 5.8S rRNA, LSU-rRNA). The transcript has a single exon. Gene Ontology annotation, cellular component: small-subunit processome; nucleolus. The coding region runs from base 109 to 2421 and encodes 770 amino acids. Gene Ontology annotation, molecular function: U3 snoRNA binding; rRNA binding. The record is from RefSeq and is a predicted model, not a curated record.
AUUUGCUGAGACAAAAAAAACAGUGUGCAUAUCAGUUUUCGCAAAAGUAGUGCGGUUUACCGUGGUUUUCAUUCUGGUUUUUAGUUUAGCUACCUUUGCACCACAACGAUGGCGAACAAGCCGCGCAAACAGCAGCACCAGAACCGCGGAAAUAAAGGCCGCCGUGGACAACCGUUUUCUGCGGCUAUGAAAAAACAACGCCGUCGGGAGCAGGCCCAAAGGGCACCGGUCUCACGCUUUAAGAAAAACCUGCGCCACAUGGAACGCAGCAAAGAGGCGAUGGAAGCGCUCAAGCGGCAACAGGAAGCAGAACGGAAGUACAAACAAAAGAUGAACGCAUCGGUGGACGAACGAGAACCGCUAGCGAGUGGGAGUGAUGACGAUGGAGAGGAACGGGAAGAUGAUUUCGAAACGCUGGUGAAGACGUUGGUCACCGGUAAAAAGGGAGCGGGCAAGCGAGAGGAGGCGAUCGAGAGCGAUGAAAGUGAGAGCGAAGAUGAGCAGGAUGAUGAAGAUGACGGUAGUUCAGUUGACGAAGAAGAUAACGCGAUGGUAGUCAAUUCUGCGGAAAGUUCGGAGGAAUCGGAACAAGAGGUUGAUGAAGGUGGUUCUGGAAACGAAUCAGAAGAAGAGGAUGGCAUCGAAGGGGAUCCGUAUAUGGCUCACAUAAGCCACAACAUAAGUUCCCAGUUGUUGGAAUCGAUUUCCGCAAGCCCACCUGUAGUGCAGAAGGUUACAACAAAGUACAAAAAAUUAGGGCAGUUGAUGAUCGAAAUUCCCAAGGAUCGAAGCAAAAACAAUAAUAAGACAACUCUGCUAGAGGAUGAGGAGACUUACGCUUCAGAAGGUACCAUCCCAAAGGCUUUGGAUAUAGAUGGACUAGAUCCUAAGAGUCUCUUUCUCAAAGAGAGAAUCCAAAGACAUUUGGGAGAACCAAUGUUUACGGAAUUGCAGGCCGAGUGUUUCUCAAUUUUGAACAACUAUCAGGAUCUGUACUAUUCGUCAAGAACUUUAAACAAUGGGGAUUCUCUCCGGUUCGUAUACUGCCUGCAUGCGUUGAAUCAUAUCAUUAAGUCCACGUCAAAGAUUAUGCAUCAUAAUCUAAAAUUGGCAGAGGCCGCCAACACUAAAAAGCAGAAGAAAAAAUCGAAACCAGCAAUUAUUUCUGUCCCAGAAUAUCGCGAUCAAGGACUAGUACGUCCGAAGGUUCUUAUUGUGGCGCCCUUUCGAAGCUCUGCCAUGAAGAUCGUUGAAACGCUUAAGAAGCAAUUUGCUGGCGAUGAUACCAAGGUCGUUACUAACUACAACCGCUUCCAAACUGAAUACGGAGGAGAUACGCUUUACUUCCCAAAGCAUAACCCAAAGCCAGAGGAUUACGAGCGGAACUUCUCCGGCAACACGGACGAUAAUUUCCGUAUCGGUAUCUCGUUCAGCAAAAGCUCCAUGAAGCUUUACACUAAGUACUACAACUCGGACAUGAUUCUGGCUUCUCCGCUAGGUCUCCGAAUGACUAUCGGAGCCGAAGGCGAAGCUCAGCGCGAUUACGAUUUUUUAUCGUCCAUCGAAAUGCUUAUCAUGGACCAGGCGGAAAUCUGUCUGGCUCAAAACUGGGAUCACGUUAUUCAUCUGAUGGACCACCUUCAUCUCCAGCCUCAAAGUACCGAACACACGGAUUUCUCGCGGGUUCGCUACUGGUGUCUGAACGGUUGGUCUCGUUUCUACCGCCAAACGAUUAUUCUGGCCUCUCACGAUCUUCCGGAAUUUCGAUCUAUCUUCAACAAUAAGUGCACGAACUACCGAGGUAAGAUCAGGACCUCAAAUCCCAUCAAAUCUGGUUCCAUCCGGCACGUAGUUGUACCGGUCUCGCAAACUUUUCACCGUAUCGAAGUGAGCUCCCUGGACCAAUCGUUUGAUUGCAAGUUCCAACAUUUCACCUCGGUUCUGCUGCCCCAACUACGAUCCAUCACCAUGGCUCGCUGCCUAAUCUACAUACCUUCCUAUUUCGAUUACGUCCGACUCCGGAAUUAUUUCAAAAAGGAAGAACUCAGUUUCGUUCAGAUUUGCGAGUACUCCAAGGAUGCCAAAAUCGCGCGAGCACGGGACAUGUUCUUCCACGGCAGCAGUCACUUUCUACUUUAUUCGGAACGGUCACACUUCUUCCGACGACCCCGCAUCAAAGGUAUCCGCCACCUGGUAUUCUAUCAGCCUCCAACUUACCCACAGUUUUACGCCGAGAUGAUCAAUCUGAUGGCCAACGAGUACCAAAACCGCAAGGAUGGCGUCGAUGCCAGUGCCAUGACCGUCACAGUGCUCUACACCAAGUACGACCUGCUACGAUUGGCGGCCAUCAUAGGUUCGGAACAGGCUUCCAAAAUUUCCGCCAGCCCGAAAGCGGCUCAUACUUUUACAACGCAAAAAUAAAUUAAAGAUGGUAUUAGGUAUGUGAUAACAAUAAAGUUAACUCAACUUUUGUGUUGCAACUGAA